AUGGCUUUGUCUUUCGUUCGUCAAGCGUCACUCGUUGCGCUUCUCGCAACCUCGACUCUAGCUCAAACUUUCACCGACUGCGACCCUACCAAAAAAACAUGUCCCGCCAACGCCGGCUUGACCAAGAGCAACUAUGAGGUCGACUUCACCAAGGGCGCCGACAAUGAUGCCUGGUCCGUCACGGCCGGCAACAUCUCCUACACCUCCGAGGGCGCCGAGUUUACCCUCAACAAGAAGGGCGACGCCCCGACCAUCGAGACGUCGUGGUACUUCUUCUUCGGCCGCGCCGAGGUCGUCAUGAAGGCCGCCCCCGGCACCGGCAUCGUCAGCAGCGUCGUCAUCGAGUCCGACGACCUCGACGAGGUCGACUGGGAGUGGCUCGGCGGCAAGGACGCCGAGGUCCAGACCAACUACUUCGGCAAGGGCAACACCACGAGCUACGACCGCGGCGCCUUCCACACCAUCGCCGCCACCCAGACCGAGUUCCACAACUACACCAUCGACUGGACCACCGAGGCCGUCACCUGGUACAUUAACGGCGCCCUCGUCCGCACCCUCAACUACGCCGACGCCCUCGGCGGCAAGAACUUCCCCCAGACCCCGGCCCGCCUGCGCCUCGGCAUCUGGGCCGGCGGCGACCCGGACAACAACGCGGGCACCAUCACCUGGGCCGGCGGCGAGACCGACUACACGAAGGCGCCCUACACCAUGACGGUCCAGAAGGUCGCCAUCACCAACGCGAACCCGGCCAAGUCCUACACCUACGGCGACAUGACGGGCGACUGGACGAGCAUCAAGAUCGAGGCCCCCGGCGCCGCCACCGACGACGGCACCAACUCGGGCCAGAACGACACUUCCUCCGCAGGUAACACCUCUUCCUCUUCUUCUUCUCCCUCCACCGCCACCGAGACGCCGUCCUCUGGGUCCCCCUCGCCCUCGGGCUCCCCGCUGAGUAACUCGACCGCGACAGGAUCCACGCUCCGCCCGACGGUCUCUGCCACGGCCACCCAGUCCGGCUCGGCCGCCAGCGCGACCGCCUCGACCGCCGCCGCUGCCGGUGGCAAGUUGCUGAGCGGCUCGACCGUCGGCACUGGCCUCUUUGGAGUUGCUCUCGUUGCGAUGGCUGGUCUGUUUUAA
This is a messenger RNA of Colletotrichum higginsianum IMI 349063, 1137 nucleotides long. Its product is annotated as Glycosyl hydrolase family 16. The transcript has 2 exons. Gene Ontology annotation, cellular component: fungal-type cell wall. The record is from RefSeq and is a predicted model, not a curated record. NCBI's taxonomy places the organism in Eukaryota, Fungi, Ascomycota, Sordariomycetes, Glomerellales, Glomerellaceae. Gene Ontology annotation, molecular function: hydrolase activity, hydrolyzing O-glycosyl compounds; glycosyltransferase activity. Bases 1 to 1137 code for a protein of 378 amino acids. Gene Ontology annotation, biological process: fungal-type cell wall organization; carbohydrate metabolic process.